AUGGGAGAACAAGCUGAAGUGAGAGCCGCAAUUUGUAGUCAUGUUUAUCGAUCCAAAUCCGCUAUUACUUCAUGUCUUCGACAAGCUAUCGAUACUGUCAAACGAUCCAGCCUCGUUGCAUCUUCUGACCAAAGUGUCCAGGAUGCCUACAACUUGUAUGUGGAGAAGAUAUUGAACGUUGCGGUUGAACCUGAGAAGAUAUGGGAUGAUAAUCAUACUGUUGAUCAAUUGUUAGCAAGUGAAGGAUCAGAAUACCUCAACUCGCUUCUCAAUUUACAAAGCUCAAGGUCAAGAAAUUCAAGCAACAAAGCCGUUUGUCCCAUCCCUGAAGCCAGCGAGGGCGAAGAUUCGGCUAUCUCUACUUGGAUUGAUGGGAUUAAAGUGUUGAGCAAAGAUGUGAAGUCCGAUACGUGGCCGACGACUAAGACCAGACCUAGUCAGAUGUAA
Messenger RNA from Kwoniella mangroviensis CBS 8507, 447 nucleotides. RefSeq lists its product as uncharacterized. Lineage: Eukaryota; Fungi; Basidiomycota; Tremellomycetes; Tremellales; Cryptococcaceae. The transcript is spliced from 3 exons. Bases 1 to 447 code for a protein of 148 amino acids. The record is from RefSeq and is a predicted model, not a curated record.